AUGGAUGUUGAUGUCACUGAUGAGUCUUCUGACGCCCUCAUUAUUACACCAUUGGGAUCCGGUCAAGAAGUGGGUCGUUCAUGUCAUUACUUGACCUUCAAAGGCAAGAAAAUAUUGUUAGAUUGUGGAAUUCAUCCGGGUAUGAGUGGUGUAGAUGCUCUUCCAUUUGUGGAUUUUGUGGAUUGCGAGGAGCUCGAUCUGCUUCUCGUAACACAUUUCCAUUUAGAUCAUUGUGGUGCUUUGCCUUGGUUGCUUGAAAAAACAGCAUUUCGUGGUCGAUGUUUUAUGACUCAUGCUACGAAAGCUAUUUAUCGUAUGUCUAUUGGGGAUUAUUUGAAAGUGUCAAAAUAUGGUGGUUCAGGGGACAGUCGAUUGCUUUAUAAUGAAGAAGAUCUAGAGAAGAGUAUGGAAAAAAUUGAGGUAAUUGAUUUCCAUGAGCAAAAAGAAGUGAAUGGUAUCAAGUUUUGGUGCCAUGUUGCGGGCCAUGUAUUGGGUGCUUGCAUGUUUAUGAUCGAAAUUGCUGGUGUUAAAGUAUUAUAUACAGGAGAUUUUUCAAGACUUGAAGAUCGCCAUUUAUGUGCAGCCGAACUGCCAACUGUUUCACCUGAUGUUUUAAUUUGUGAGUCAACUUAUGGCACACAAAUCCAUGAAAGUCGGGAUGAAAGAGAAAAAAGGUUCACGGGAACUGUGCACGAAAUUGUCAGUCGAGGUGGACGCUGUCUUAUACCAGCAUUCGCUCUUGGACGUGCCCAAGAAUUGUUGCUUAUUUUGGACGAGUAUUGGGAAGCUCAUCCUGAGCUACAGGAUAUUCCUGUAUAUUACGCGAGUUCAUUGGCUAAAAAAUGUAUGGCCGUGUACCAGACAUUUGUUAGUGGAAUGAAUAGUCGAAUUCAGAAACAGAUAGCUUUAAAUAACCCAUUCGUUUUCAAACAUGUCUCUAAUCUAAAAAGUAUCGAUCACUUUGAAGAUGCUGGUCCAUGCGUUGUUCUUGCCUCACCAGGUAUGCUACAGAAUGGUCUCAGUAGAGAGUUAUUUGAAAAUUGGUGCACUGAUUCCAAGAAUGGCUGUAUUAUAGCAGGUUAUUGCGUAGAAGGCACUCUUGCUAAGCAUAUUUUAUCAGAGCCAGAAGAGAUUGUUGCAUUGAAUGGACAAAAAUUAACUAUGCGUUUGCAGAUUGCUUAUAUCAGUUUCUCGGCACAUACAGACUAUACUCAAACAUCCGAUUUCAUUCGCGCUCUUCGACCACCGCAUCUGGUACUGGUGCAUGGGGAAAUGAAUGAAAUGAAUCGUCUGAAGGCAGCAGUCAUCAGGCAAUAUGAAGAUGAAUUAGAUUUUCAUAUAGAAGUGUAUAAUCCCAGGAACACAGAAUCUGUUGAACUGCAUUUUAGAGGAGAGAAGACAGCUAAAGUUGUGGGUAAGAUGGCAAUGACUCCUCCUGUAGAUGGUCAAAUUUUGAGUGGAGUUCUGGUUCGGCGGAAUUUCAACUACCAUUUAAUGCAUGCUAGUGAUAUUAGUGCUUAUACUGAUUUGUCGAACAGCGUUUUGACUCAGCGAGAGAGUGUUUUCUACAAUGGAACCAUUCCAUUGUUGCUUCAUAAUUUGCAACAAAUAUCUGGUGAUGUCAGCUGUGAAGAAAACGAUUCCAAAGUUGUUUCCGAUCCCUCUCAUAUCAUCAAACUGUUUGAUGCUCGAAUCAAUGUAGCAGUUUAUCACUCACAUCAUGUCGUUAUUAUUGAAUGGACAUCUAACCCCGUAAGUGAUAUGUUCGCUGAUGCAACUUUAGCUGCUAUUUUACACGCUCAAACCAAUCCAGUGCCCGAUAAAAAUCUCAGCAAAUGGGGAGUAAAAACGAACGAAGCAGAGUGUUUAAUGAAAACACUAGCUGAAUUGUGCGGUGAUCAGGCAGUAAUUCAGGUUUCUGGUAAUACAGUCGAGUUGAAAAUAGAUGGCAAAGAAGCUAGAAUAGAUCUCGACACAAUGCAUAUAGCAUGUACUGACCAGUUGCUGCAUCACUUGAUCUCAUCUGUUUGCCACAAAAUGAUGAAUUGUUUGUUACCAGUUUGUACUGCAACAACUGUGAAAUGA
Thelazia callipaeda (thelaziosis nematode) is the source of this 2085-nucleotide messenger RNA. The record is from the annotation of a GenBank genome assembly. NCBI's taxonomy places the organism in Eukaryota, Metazoa, Nematoda, Chromadorea, Rhabditida, Thelaziidae.